GACGACGACGUUCGCGUCAAUCUCACCAGAAUGCGACACUGAAAAUCCAACGCUCGUAUUUUCGGUCGGCCAGUUUGAAUCUUCCAGUGGUCUUGUAGCCUGUGAAAUAUCUGCCGUGUGGAUUUAAUAGGAUGGACAUUCGUCUCGACCUUUACCAGUGCUCUUACAGCUUUGGCACGUCGGUUUAGCUGGAUUAUAACCUGGCAGUAGUUUUCCGUGAAGGAUUCUGAAAAAUGAGAUUCAUCGCAUCGUUAACACCCAUGUGCAUUUACUAUUGCGCAGACAGUCUACCUGGACUCGUCUCACAGAUGAAAAGAAUUCAACGCAAGGAACCUACUUGGAGAAUAGAAAAUCAACUAGCAUAAGAACUCAAGAAAGGAGAUACGCGCUUGUUAAACAACGACACGACUGAAAGUCAAGUUGACAAAAAGAAAGUAAAACGAAACCUUUUGAUUCAGUCCGACCCCUUGUUUUCCACGCAGCUGACUCCUCGUUAUACGUGGAACUUCAACAGGAAAGAUAACGUAUCGUGGAAACAAUUUAAAGGAGAAAAAGGUGGUUACAAAUCUAAUGUCGAGUGGCUUAAGAAAUUGAUCAGUGAUAUUGAAAGUAUCACUGAGUAAAUGACGCACUCGUAAUUUCUAGUCGACCUCUACUUGACUGGUUCACGUCGCUGGAUAUCACAGACACAAUCCUUUUCUCAUAUGGUAUUCACCCCUCAAGCCCGUUUACUCUUUGGUGCUUUGCUGGGUUGGCAACAGUUGCCAACCAGCCAGGGAGAAACAUGAAAACACGAGCUCGAAUCGCGACGCUUAUAUUGCACCGGGAGAGCAAUAAAACAGUGAAGCUUGGAAUGUCGCGUUUCAAUCAUUCCGCCAUUGUGAAACUGGAAUCGACGCAUGGCCGCAAACUUCAGGGAAAACACAUAUGCUACUGAAAUACUCUUGUUUGGUGUGCACGUACACGUGGAUGGAAAAACCUAACCAAGAGAAAUGAGGGAUGCGGAACAGUCAAGGGUUAGAAUUGUGUACAGUACGGAAUGACGAAUUUGGGAAAUUAAGUGUGAUACAGAGGAUGAAAAUGGUUGCUGGUACAGAAGGAAGCAUGGGAGAACCAUUUGUCUGGUUAUAGAAGAGAGAGUAAACACGUAGAUGGGGGUUGAACGACGUCCAGGGGUUGAUUUUGGUUUGGGAUAUAGUGGGUGCAGAAAUCGCGUAGGUUUCUACCCCCGUGGGCUAUAUCCCCGGAAUCAGCUGCCAGAUUAUUCUAUUACCGCGUAUCAACAUGGGGUUUGUUUGGUCUGAAAACACGAGUUCGCCACAUUGUUUCAGGCAGAUAAAGAAUUUAACGUCAGGCCUAACAACAUUCCAUACGUUAUUGACAAUGGGUUCAAUUUAGUUUGACACGUUACUUGUUUUUUUCGAAAUGGAUAUGUCUAGCAUGGUUUACCGAUCCUAAGCGAACGGGCAUAGAAAAGCAAUAAUGGCCGCUGAAAAAAAGAUAUACAUAUAUAUCCAAACAGUCGGAGAUAUAACUAUUCGGAAUUGUCAGGGCGAAAUAAUGAAGCGGCGCUCGUCCAUGAAUUUUGCCAUGCCAAAGUAACAAUAACAAUCGAGAGAAAUGUUCGGUGAUGUGUUCAUUAAAAUAUAAUUAAUUGGAUUGUCAGUACGGUAGAGCAAUUGAGGAUACUUUGUGUAUAUGUAUACAUAUAGCGAUGUGCACAUUAUUUAUAGAGCCGUGGGUAUGACUUUUUGUGCGUUACCGUAUAUGCACCGUUUAUUCGGGUUUCGUUGGAUCUCGUCAUCCGCCUACGAUUUUCUAGCGCAAAUAUAUCCCCUUGGUUAAAGCGAAAAUAUAGAGGAAACGCCAGCAUAUUUCCAUGCUGAAAUUGUAUCCGUUUAACAGAUUUGUCAAAGCCAUCAUUUUACGAAUAAUAUAUUUAUGUUUCAAUUUUUUUUACUAGCCUCGAUAUACAGGUGAAUUAUAGAAUCAUUGUAGUCUUUCAGAUUCAGUCACGGUUCAAGUUUUACUAUUAGAUUUGCAAAUUAUCACGUAUACGAACGAAUGUUGGUAAUUCUAACCUAUAAAAGUCAUGCCGAAGGAUAGAAAGCGUAUUGAGAAUCGUAUGAUUAAUUAUUUAAAAACGCUUUCGCGAUUUAGCUAUUGUGCUAUCGAAUCCGUAAAGUUUGAUUGUUUCAGUGUGUAUUCCAUUAAAAUUUCAAUAGAAAUCGUCUUGAUCUUGGCUUUGCUCAGCCAACUUCAUUUCGAACUCAGGGAUCAGACCGAUUCCAAGUUCGAUUCACUCCUGGAGUCCCGCCACAGUUUCCCUAAGCUAGAAUUCCCGAAGGAUAUAUACAGAGAGGGGAAUGAUUUUCUCUACGAGGAAAAAAAAAUCAACUAUCAUUAAAUAAUUUUGCUAUUUUUAUCGUACCUACGAUUAUUGAAAAUCUUAAAUAUCUCACAUGAUUAUUUUUUCUUUAUACAUUUAUUUUUUCUAUAUUCAACUUUUUUCUUCUUCUGUGGUACGCGUACCUAUGGACUAUAUGGUUUUGCAUGCAUAUUAUUCAGGACUGCUGUAUCACCUGAAGAUCGUUAUUAAUACUACCGUGGGCAAUAAUAGAAAUCUUCAGGCGGUACAGUAGUCCUGAAUAACCGUGUAUGUACAUGUAAUAUGCGGGAAGGGAAAUAUUCCUCGACUAGGAAUGAGGUUCGGCAUGAAAUCCAAUAAUGAUCUCAGUGUGCCCCCGACCCUGUAAGGUUUCACGUUAUUUUCAUCGUGAUUCGCCGUAAUUUUAUAAACACUUUGAAAAUCUUGCGUCACGGACUUGGCUUCGCGAGCAAGAUUGCAUUCGUUCAGGGGCUUCUUCGUCUGCUCUCAGGAAAAUAAUUAGAAAAUCACAUAACCAGACCACAAAUCAGAGUCGUUGAGUAUUUAAUGGGAUCACCUAUGUGAAGCCCGUUAUGAUCAGAGUUCCAGAAACCGACACAGAAACAGAUAACUAUGUAUCUGAGAAUGAGGUUGCACCCAGUACGGAUGGAGGAAAGGCAGAUAAAACGGAAGCGGAAGACGAAAACGGAACGAGUGAAGCUGAAGAAGAGAGAGAAGAGAUAAAUGCGAAUGUUGGAAGGAAGAAGAAAAAGAGCAAGAAAAAAGUCAAGGAUGGAAGUUGUCUCGAAGAAGAUUUCUGCGAUGAGAAAGAGCUUUGGCGUGUUUACAUGAAGUCAUACGUCGAGAAGGAGGAGAGACUCGAGGCAGAGGAUAAGUUUGCCCGUAGGAAAGCAGCCAACCUCCUGAAGUUGCCGAACGUCAAAUCCGAGGAGGACAUAUCGGUUCCAUACGAGUGCUUAUAUUUAAAUGCAUUCAGCAAAGCCGACGCCCUGAAGCUGCCUGACAAAUUGAAUCGAAAGGAAAAAAUACGAAUAUGGAAAAGUUUAGAGACCAAAGUCAUUUCGGAUGCCGAUCGGCAGAUUGAGCGGAAGCUGCAAGCGGAAGCAGAGAGUGAAAAAUUUCCGGAAGUGUGGCCAUGCGCCGACGAAGAAUAUAUUGAGGAACUGAAGAAGAUUUUUAAGAGAAAUAAGAAAAAAGAAAUUUUUCCUCUUAUCUCGGAAGAACGGGAGGAGCUAUUGGAAUUGCCUAAAGAGAAUUUUGCAGAAAGGAAGGAACUCGGUCAUGCGAGGAUUCCGCCAGCGUGUCCAACGAUAAAGAGUAAUCUGAUGGUCGACAGAGCUGCUGGUGAACAUCCGGGAUUGGUCGACGGUGACUACGUGAUCUUUGAGUUGGUCUCCAAGAAGAAAGGAAAUCGAACCUAUGCGGAUGUUUGUCUUCGCGGUAUGAAGGGAAUGCAUCUUCAGGAAUUGGAAGGUUCUCGUAGCCGUGAGAAAACAUGGAAAUUUUGUUUCUAUCAGGCGCUUGUUGCUCUCCUGGCUAAGACUCAACUUCGUUAUAGAUACGCGUGGAGUGCGAAUCUAGAUUACAUUUAUGAUCAUGCAUGGAUGCUGUAUGUACACAUAGGUAGCAUUAAUCUCAGGGAGAAGCAAAGAUUCGACGACGUUAUUGUAUAUAAUUAUAAGUACAGUGUGGAGAUCGAAUUAGUAUGUGAAACGAAGGACGUGCCUAGGGUAAAUGAGGUAGAGUGGGAUUACAUAGAAAAGAAUUUUAAAAAGAAAUUAGAACUCGAGAGAAAGGAGUUGAUGCAUACAAAUGGAGAGAUCAAUUCGCAGAAGAUAAAGGAUCAGCAAAAUAUACCAGUGCACAAGUGUACUAAGGUAAUUGAAAAUUGGUUCGACCAGUUAGACGUACGAUAUCAGAAUUGUAUUUUUCGCACUACGAGAUACUCCUUGGCUUUUUGGAAAGAUGAUUUCUUCUGGUAUCUUUACAAUCCUUAUCGCUGUGACAAAUUUGGAUUUUGGGAUGAUUCUGGAUAUGCGUGUAUUAUGAAAUUUUGCUCGAGGGAUUCUCUUAGAAGGCAUUUGAUGAUACUUCUGCUAAGAGCAUAUGUAUAUGAAACACCUAAAAGCGAGAUUAACGACAAAGUUAAUGAAACUGAUGAAAUUGACCAGAGUGAAAAUAAUCAAGGUAAAAGAGACACUAUAGAAACCACUGACGAAUCGAUACAAGAAAUCGAAAAGAAGGAAGACGUUCUGACCAUUCAGAUUUAUCAAAUGAUCUAUCAUAAGACUCAAUUGUAUAAUAUUGAUCUAUUGCAAAAAUCCGCUCCUAAACCUCAAAUGCAGGAUAUCGAAAAACAAAAACUCAAUAUCUGUCCGAUAGAUCCCAUGGAAACAUAUGAUCCUUGCAAAGAGUACGAGGAUAACGAAUUAAUAGAGAAAGUCAGCUGGUUAAAGACGUUCAAGAUAACAUGGCCCAGAUGUCAAGCCAUAAAGAAAAAAUCAUGUCGGGAUAAUUCUGCAACUAGUGUAAAGUUAAGAUGGCACCAGUAUUACGUCGAAGAACCAUAUAAAAUAUUUUCUCUCUGGGCUGAAAUUCAUCCUACGGAACAGCUGUUUCCAAAAGAGAACAGAGGAAAACAAUCGUACGCCUGUUACGCGGUCUGCGCUGGUAUGACACGCAUAACGGCGCCGGAAUAUUGGACGCCUAAGACCUUGGAUGCCAUUGUUAUGUGCGGUGACAAGUAUUACACUUUGAGUAAAUUAGAGGCUGAGGCGCUUUCUGAGAAGACUGAAUACUCGCAGAGGGAUUGUUGGGAUAAAUAUUUAACGGAGUAUUUUAAGAUCGGCGAGACACUUUUUCAGGUUAAGAUAUUGCCGUCCAUCUGUGGAAAACUUUACUCCAAGUUAGCCAAGUAUCUCUGGCAGACGUUGGAGCAAAUGUUUGUCAAGUAUCACUUCGGAAUACUUACCUGCGAAAAUACUUGUGUAGGGCUUUUUAAAUUUUGUGGCGCCUAUUACAUGUGCGAUGUCCAAUCCUGGGGGCCACCAUUGUUUCAAUAUGGCCAUGCGGUUGCCUAUCUUCUAAGGUCUACAUCGUUUUUUAAAUUCAUGACUAUUCUGAUACUUACUAUUGGCUCGCCUGAAUGUAGCCGUUUUUCACUUAAUCCUAUAGAGAUUGUUAAAGUUAUUGAAGUUGGAUCUGCCGACACUCCUAAGCAAGUAGAUGCUCAGAACAGGCGUAAGACAUCAAGUAAUACUACGAAGGUAACUUGUCCUUACGAGGAUGAUAAGAAACCAGACCCGAAAAAGUGGCGACCAAAAUCUGCACAGUCCGAGAGGAAGACUAUAGAUAAAACAAUUUGCAAAGACGAAAGUAGUAAGAAGCGUUUUAAAAAUAAAAAAUAAAUAAACAAGUAUUUAUAAUUGUAUGACGAAUUAUAGUGUAACAGUAUCGCGUGAUAUUUGAUUCUUUCACGUAUUAUAGAUCGGGUUAAUAUUUAUCUGAAGAAAAAUAGGCGCAUUAAAAUACCUGCACUUUGUACGUGCAUAUUUGCACGAGGAAAUAAACUGCCACAGGCGCAAUGCCGUUCUUUGUACGAAUCGUGCAAUAUUGCGAAAUCAAAUAAAGCCAGCUAAAUUAAAAAAUAUUUUACGCAUUACUCGCUCGGUUAGAAACACAGGUUAGGAUGGAUUUGAUUUUGCAAAUAUUUAACAUUGUUAUAAAAAGGAAAGGGGCGAGGAAAAUAAAUUCAUCGAAAUCAACAGUUUCAAUUUUCAACAGAAUUUCGCAAAAUGCGAGUAUCUCAAUUCGGGCUUCAGCUUAAGUUCGCGCUGCCAACUUUGGACAGUUGAAUAAUUGAACUAAGGGCCUCUACAGUAAAAAGAGCAAGUUGAUCGUCUUUAGGUCUCAGACCCUGCAAUGGUGAGGGGUUUUCAAACUUGUAGUAAGGAUUGUCUUAGUUUCGGUUGCAUGAGGCUUUAUAGUAUAUACGUAUAUGUACUCAACAAACUUAGUUAACUCUAAACGUAGAGAACUUGCAAUGUCCAUGGCUACCCUCUGUGACUAUUCAUACAUACCCUAUACUGUAUGACACAGUUUUGAUACUCCAAAUAAAACAUUUCGUGACGCAAUUGUCGUAUCAGUUGCUCAAUAUGUAAAAACACGUA
Messenger RNA from Cephus cinctus (wheat stem sawfly), 6558 nucleotides. RefSeq lists its product as uncharacterized. Bases 2962 to 5796 code for a protein of 944 amino acids. The record is from RefSeq and is a predicted model, not a curated record. NCBI's taxonomy places the organism in Eukaryota, Metazoa, Arthropoda, Insecta, Hymenoptera, Cephidae. The transcript has 7 exons.